Phyllotreta striolata is the source of this 869-nucleotide messenger RNA. Lineage: Eukaryota; Metazoa; Arthropoda; Insecta; Coleoptera; Chrysomelidae. The record is from the annotation of a GenBank genome assembly.
GAGAAAACGGUACGACGUGCGCAUGGACGAUUUCACGUCGUCGGGCCGAGUCUAUGUCAGCAUUGCUGUUGUUUUGCUGCCAUUACAAAUUGCUACAAUCGUAAAAUAAUAAAACAGUAAACAUCUGUUGGUAAUCAGUUGUGAAUUGUUGUUGAUUUUUAGUAAGUUGGCGAGCACUUCGUGGCGAUAUAUUACAGCAAAUUGAGUUCAUAUUGCCAAAAUGGGAGUUGAAAUGACCAAUUGCUGCGGUUUUAGCCUGAAGCACGGAACAAUAAUAAUAGGAGUCGUGCAAAGUAUAAUUGCCUUUAUGUUCUUAGUUCUGGCCGCUGCCUAUGCGGAAAAUCCCCAUGAGCUUGUUAAUAUGUCGGAUCCAUCCAUUGUACCGAAUAUGACCGUGUUGAAAACCGUACUCAUUAUAAUUGCUGUCGGAAGUGCGCUCCAAUGUGUAUUCUCCAUUUUAUUGAUAUUCGCAGCUGAAACGAAUCGCCCGAAGUUGUUGAUGCCUUGGUUGGUUUUGAAUCCCACUGCUUUGGCUUUUUACAUCGUGACUACAUUGAUAGCUAUCGUCUAUCACGCUGGAUUGAACAAUACCAUUUUUAUCGUUGGACAUUUGCUAUUUGGACUACUGAUCAUACUGAUCGUGUGCUUCAAAAUUCUGUGCGUGUGGAAUUAUUACAAACACCUGAAGAGCCUCAAUUUCUAACGCAUUAAAAUUACUAAAUUUGCACAACUUAGUGAUACAAACGCUUUUUUUGUUUACUUAAGCAUAGAUUUUACGCAGUAUUAUUUUUUAUUGUAAGCUAGACAAUUCUUUUACUUUAAUGUAGCUAGUAGGUGUUUUUUUUAUUUUACCAGACAAUAAAAUUACU